UCAGAUUCAGAUCCAGAAGAAAUCCAUCGUCGUCCAUUCUAAACGCGCACUACAACCCUCGACUCAAACCCCUCCAAGCUCUGGUGUUCUCGUUAAUCUACCAGCCCCUCCGCCAUUACGAUUUCCUUCUUCUUCUUCUUCUUCUUCUUCUUCUUCUUCUUCUUCUUCUUCUUCUUACUUUCUGAUCUUCCCCACGAUCAAGGACUCUAAUUCGAACACGGGAGAUAGGCCGAUCCCCCGGGGAGAGCUUUCUUUGGACUUGCCAAGAUGCCUCUGAGACUCGAAAUCAAGAGAAAAUUUGCUCAGAGGUCGGAGAGGGUGAAAUCUGUAGAUCUCCAUCCAACCGAACCAUGGAUUCUGGCGAGCUUGUAUUCUGGAACAGUGUGUAUCUGGAAUUAUCAGACACAGGCGAUGGUAAAAUCUUUUGAGGUCACUGAAUUGCCAGUUAGGUCAGCUAAGUUUAUCGCACGCAAGCAAUGGGUUGUGGCUGGAGCUGAUGACAUGUUUAUUCGUGUCUACAACUACAACACUAUGGACAAGAUCAAAGUAUUUGAGGCUCAUACUGAUUACAUUAGGUGUGUGGCUGUCCAUCCCACCCUUCCAUAUGUGCUGUCCUCAUCGGAUGACAUGCUUAUCAAGCUUUGGGAUUGGGAGAAGGGUUGGGCAUGCACUCAGAUUUUUGAAGGCCAUUCCCAUUAUGUCAUGCAAGUGACCUUUAACCCCAAGGACACUAAUACUUUUGCUAGUGCAUCGCUUGACCGUACCAUAAAGAUAUGGAACCUUGGUUCACCAGAUCCAAAUUUUACUUUGGAUGCGCAUCAGAAAGGGGUUAACUCUGUAGACUACUUUACUGGUGGGGAUAAGCCAUACCUUAUCACCGGGUCUGAUGAUCAUACUGCUAAGGUAUGGGACUACCAAACAAAGAGUUGCGUUCAGACACUUGAAGGUCACACACACAAUGUCUCUGCUGCAUGUUUCCAUCCAGAGCUUCCAAUCAUUAUUACGGGCUCUGAGGAUGGCACAGUCCGCAUAUGGCACUCCACCACUUACAGGCUUGAGAACACGUUGAACUAUGGCCUUGAGAGGGUUUGGGCUGUCGGAUACACAAAAGGUUCUCGUCGGGUGGUGAUUGGGUACGAUGAAGGGGCCAUCAUGGUGAAACUUGGUCGUGAAAUUCCAGUGGCUAGUAUGGAUAACAGUGGAAAAAUUAUAUGGGCCAAACACAAUGAGAUACAGACUGUGAACAUCAAAAGUAUCAGUGCAGAUGAGGUCACUGAUGGUGAGAGACUGCCUUUGGGUGUUAAAGAGUUAGGGACUUGUGAUCUCUAUCCUCAAAGCUUGAAGCACAACCCCAAUGGUAGGUUUGUAGUUGUUUGUGGAGAUGGUGAGUACAUCAUCUACACUGCCUUGGCGUGGAGAAAUAGGUCAUUUGGAUCAGCACUGGAAUUUGUUUGGUCGUCUGAGGGUGAAUAUGCCGUCAGGGAAAGCACAUCAAAGAUUAAGAUCUUCAGCAAGAACUUCCUGGAAAAGAGGACUGUGCGGCCUACUUUCUCGGCGGAGCACAUUUUUGGUGGAACCUUAUUGGCAAUGUGCUCAAGUGAUUUUAUCUGUUUCUAUGAUUGGGCUGAAUGUAGGUUGAUUCGUCGGAUUGAUGUUACUGUCAAAAAUCUUUACUGGGCUGACAGUGGUGAUCUAGUUGCAAUUGCCAGUGAUUCAUCAUUCUACAUCCUUAAGUACAAUCGGGACGUUGUUUCCUCUUAUUUAGAUGGUGGACAACAAAUGGAUGAGGAAGGCAUUGAGGAUGCUUUUGAGCUUCUCCAUGAAACCAAUGAACGUGUUCGGACUGGUUUGUGGGUGGGAGAUUGUUUUAUUUACAACAACUCUUCAUGGAGGCUUAAUUACUGUGUUGGUGGCGAGGUAACCACAAUGUAUCAUUUGGACCGUCCCAUGUACUUGUUGGGUUAUUUAGCCAACCAAAGCCGGGUUUAUUUGAUUGACAAAGAGUUCAAUGUUAUUGGGUACACCUUGCUUCUAAGUUUGAUUGAGUACAAGACUCUUGUGAUGCGGGGAGACUUGGAGAAGGCCAAUCAAGUAUUACCUUCAAUCCCCAAGGAGCAUCAUAACAGUGUUGCUCGCUUCUUGGAAUCACGUGGUAUGGUUGAAGAUGCAUUAGAAGUUGCUACUGACCCUGAUUAUAGAUUUGAGUUGGCCAUACAAUUGAGUAGAUUAGAGGUUGCAAAGGAAAUUGCUGUAGAAGCACAAAGCGAGUCUAAAUGGAAGCAACUGGGGGAAUUAGCUAUGUCAACUGGGAAGUUGGAAAUGGCGGAGGAAUGCAUGAAGCAUGCUAUGGAUUUGAGUGGUCUUCUGCUGCUUUAUUCUUCCUUGGGAGAUGCAGAAGGAUUGGCUAAGCUUGCUGACCUUGCUAAAGAGCAAGGAAAGAACAAUGUCUCUUUCCUUUGCUUGUUCAUGUUGGGUAGAUUGGAGGACUGUCUGCAGCUGUUGGUGGAAAGCAAUCGGAUACCUGAAGCUGCUUUAAUGGCACGAUCUUAUCUUCCGAGCAAAGUCCCUAAGAUUGUAUCAUUAUGGAGAAACGACCUUAGCAAGGUAAAUGCAAAGGCUGCUGAAUCUUUGGCUGAUCCUGAAGAGUAUCCCAAUCUUUUCGAGGACUGGCAGCUUGCUCUAUCUGUUGAAGAACGAGCUGCAGAGACAAGGGGUGUCUAUCCUCCUGCCGAGGAGUAUAUUAGCCAUGCAGACAGAAGUCACAUAACCUUGGUGGAAGCUUUUAGAAAUAUGCAAAUUGAAGAGGAGGAGGCUCUUGAAAAUGGGGAUGUUCAUGAAGAGCCGGUUGGUGGUGAUCAACAUGAACAUGAGGGAGAUGACAGUAACGUGGAGCAACAAAAUGGGGAAGAAGGAAGUCAAGAGGAGGCCGUGGUGGUGGAUGCUGAUUCUACAGAUGGCGCUGUGCUUGUUAAUGGGAAUGAAUCUGAAGAUCAGUGGGGUACGAAUAAUGAAGGAACCCCAUCAGCCUAAUAGCGUUUGUGGCCAAGGGGCAGUGUGAAAAUCCAAAUUUUGUCUGUUCUCACACCACAGCAGUAGUUUCAGCAAAGAGGACACAUACUGGCUUUGAAGUGAUAUUCACUUGCCAUUCUUCAUAGACCACAUAUGUAUAAGAAGCAGCAGCAGCAGCAGCAAACCCCAUCAGAGUCACCGGUAAAAACUGUUCUGCAUGCAUAUAUAUAUAUAGAGAGAGAGAGAAGGGUAUCCAUUCAUUCUUUGAAACAGAGCCUCGCUUCUCUCUCUCUCUCCUAGUUUCAAACUGGAGAUUGGUUCUAUUGUAGGUUAUCGUUUUCUGCUCGAGUGGUUCAGAACCAGAACAGUGGGAAUUUGCAUUUCUGUUUUUGUACCCGGGAAUGAUACUUUAAUUUUAAACCACCAUGUUUGUCAAGACUUGAGAUGAGAGUUAAAUCCGGUGCUUCAUUUUCUAAAACGUUUGUAGUUUCUAGAAUAAAGCUUUGCAUGUAAGGUC
Molecule: messenger RNA, 3526 nt
Organism: Tarenaya hassleriana
Lineage: Eukaryota; Viridiplantae; Streptophyta; Magnoliopsida; Brassicales; Cleomaceae
Product: coatomer subunit beta'-1
Exons: 25
Coding region: 268-3030 (920 amino acids)
Biological process (GO): intracellular protein transport; intra-Golgi vesicle-mediated transport; retrograde vesicle-mediated transport, Golgi to endoplasmic reticulum
Cellular component (GO): COPI vesicle coat
Molecular function (GO): structural molecule activity; protein binding
Source: RefSeq, a predicted model, not a curated record